Messenger RNA from Sceloporus undulatus (fence lizard), 2366 nucleotides. It is a transcript of the gene GNAI3, whose product is annotated as G protein subunit alpha i3. Gene Ontology annotation, biological process: adenylate cyclase-modulating G protein-coupled receptor signaling pathway. Bases 127 to 1191 code for a protein of 354 amino acids. The record is from RefSeq and is a predicted model, not a curated record. The transcript has 9 exons. Gene Ontology annotation, cellular component: heterotrimeric G-protein complex. Lineage: Eukaryota; Metazoa; Chordata; Lepidosauria; Squamata; Phrynosomatidae. Gene Ontology annotation, molecular function: G-protein beta/gamma-subunit complex binding; GTP binding; GTPase activity.
GAGGGCUACUUCCGGUGGCUCCUCCCUUCUUCUCCGUCGACUCCCAGCUUGUUCCUCUCUCUGCGGCCGUCGAGGGAGGAAGAGAGGGAGAGAGAGAGAGCCAGGGCCGCCUCCGCCUUCGCCGCCAUGGGCUGCACCCUGAGCGCCGAGGACAAGGCGGCGGCCGAGCGGAGCCGCAUGAUCGACCGCAACCUCCGCGAGGACGGCGAGAAGGCGGCCAAGGAGGUCAAGCUGCUCCUGCUGGGUGCUGGAGAAUCUGGUAAAAGUACCAUUGUGAAGCAGAUGAAAAUCAUUCAUGAGGAUGGCUAUUCAGAGGAAGAAUGCAAGCAGUAUAAAGUGGUUGUCUAUAGCAAUACUAUUCAAUCUAUAAUUGCAAUAAUAAGAGCAAUGGGACGACUAAAGAUAGACUUUGGUGAAGUUGCCAGAGCUGAUGAUGCCCGCCAGUUGUUUGUACUAGCUGGAAGUGCAGAAGAGGGUGUCAUGACGCCUGAACUAGCAGGAGUGAUAAAGCGAUUAUGGAGAGACCCUGGAGUUCAAGCAUGCUUCAGCAGAUCAAGAGAAUAUCAACUUAAUGAUUCUGCAUCCUACUACCUUAAUGACUUGGACAGAAUAUCCCAACAGAACUACAUUCCAACCCAGCAAGAUGUUCUGCGGACCCGAGUGAAAACAACAGGCAUUGUGGAAACACAUUUCACCUUCAAGGAUUUGUACUUCAAGAUGUUUGAUGUUGGUGGUCAGCGCUCAGAACGUAAGAAAUGGAUUCACUGCUUUGAAGGAGUAACAGCAAUUAUAUUCUGCGUAGCUCUCAGUGAUUAUGACCUUGUUCUUGCUGAGGAUGAAGAAAUGAACCGUAUGCACGAAAGUAUGAAACUCUUCGACAGCAUUUGUAACAACAAGUGGUUCACAGAUACAUCGAUCAUUCUUUUCCUGAACAAGAAAGAUCUGUUUGAGGAAAAGAUAAGGAGGAGUCCACUAACAAUUUGUUAUCCAGAAUACCCAGGUUCUAAUACAUACGAAGAAGCAGCUGCAUACAUUCAGUGCCAGUUUGAAGAUCUCAAUCGAAGAAAAGACACCAAGGAAAUUUACACUCAUUUCACCUGUGCCACUGACACCAAGAAUGUGCAGUUUGUUUUUGAUGCUGUUACAGAUGUUAUAAUUAAAAACAACCUGAAGGAAUGUGGACUCUACUAAAUGGAGAGUGACCAUGAAAGAUUUCAGGAUAUAGUGUUUUAUGAACUGGACUGUUUAUUUGCUGCCUCGUGGGACAGCUACAAGCAUGAACAGGACUGGGGAAUGAAAACAGCAUGGAAAAUCCUUGCAUUCUUUAGCACAAUCAUCUGUACUAGGAACCUUUUUAUUGGUAUGGGAUGCUGAAGUUAGAAUCCAAAAAUCGGAACUACUGUUAAGUGUGGUGUUUUGAUCAUCUAAGCAUCACUAUUAUUGCAAAGUUUCAUAAAUGUACAGCUGUUACGAAAUUGAUAUCCCAGAACUUCAAUAUGUAGCUUUCUUUCUUUAAUAAGCCACUUCUGCGCUGUUUUUAAGGGUUUUCUGUCAAAACUGUAUCUCAACUAAAUUUUAUUUCUGUAUGUGCAAACAGUCUUGUUUUAAAAACAAACACUUAACUAUGCACAUGUGACCAGAUCAUGCAGAAAGUAUUCCUCUUAGCAGGAACCUUUUGUUUUUAAACCUUGGUGUGGUCAGAACUUAAUAUUACUGCAAUUACAUAAAAGGGCCUUAGAAUUCUUAUGGCUAAAGCUGUGGCUUCUUCUGAUGUCUCCUUUGUUACCAUUCUGCUUACAUACACUGUAAGGCUUUCUCCCUUCCCCCAAAGAUAGAUUUCAUGUAGCAGGGUGACAGGCUUUUCCUGAUUUAAAAAGUUGGGGAGGGUUAGCCUGGUUUAUGCUGAUUACCAAAUCUCAGAGUGUGCUGCUGGUGUAGAAGGUGGAAAUCUGAUUAUAUAAACUGCCCAUGGUGGCUUCCAAUUGAACGGUGAGUUGUCAAAUUCCAAAUAGGGGGGAGAGUAUGUGCUGCUGCAAAGCUACUUAAUUGACCACUUAAUUGUUUGUGUGUGUGUUUGGUCUUAAAUCAGUGGGGAAUUUUGUAGACGGUGCAAUUUGUUCUGCAUUUACCAGGGCCUUUCAUCUUCAGAGAUUUUGAAACUGUGUAUUAAACAGCAUGCCUUUACUUUGUAAAUGUGGUGCCAAGUUCUUGUUUGCCACUGUUUUUACUGUAGUGAUGUUCUUAAGCAGAGUCAGUACAUUACUUUGCUGAAACCAUUACACUGAAACUCUUUUCCAAUUUGUCAUGUACAGUUUCCACCUGAUGUAGUUAUUGGCAAUAUUAAAAUAGUGAGUUAAAAAUCUUAA